UUAACUUGUUUGCAGUUCUACAAAUGGUAGCAGUGACUAUGGAUUAUUAGAAGCACAAGAAACAGCACGCAAUUGGUUCUACAAGGUGGCAUCAAUAAGAGAGUUGCUUCCGAGGCUAUACCUUGAAGCUUCUCUAUUACCUUGUUAUGCUCUUCUUAGUGUCCAAGAGGGCGAAGAAGCUUUGUCUCGUCUGACUCGCAUGAUUAGAGGAAUUGGGGAUCCUUUAAUUGCUUCCUAUGCGCGAAUGUUUCUAUGCCGAAUGGGGGUGGAGGUAGCUCCUCAGCUGACACAGUAUAUCACUGAGAACGUCGAAGAUUUUUUGCAGACUUUGAAACAGGGGUUGUGGCCUGAGGGGGAAGCUGAUGUCAACAUGGGAGAAGACAAGGAUGCUCUGGCAGUACGCGUCUUGUCUCCUCCCCUCGAGUGGAUGAUGCAGUGUCUUGCCAGUCGAGCUCCUCAUCAUGUCCUGCAGACUGUGUUACAGCAUUGUGAAGGAGGGGAAGGACUCGGACAGAACUUGUUAGUUGCAGCAUUACUUACUACAUUCCCACAUGGCUUCAUUGCUGUCAAUGCUAUGCCUCUCACUCACCUUAUAGCAGGUUGUUCUUACCCAGGGAAGAGUCAGCACGAGCUGGUUUCAGCUCUUGGCGUUUGUGUGAAUGAUGCUGUUCCAGCCCCACAGCAGCACUUGCCACUUCUUAAUGCUGUAUGGAAGCUCAUCACUAGAAUUCCACUUACCAAGGAUUAUCUCUCCACUGCUGGCAUUUGGCUUGAAUUUACUGCAAAGCACUUUACGGCAACAGAAGUAAACACUUUACUUGGAGAUGUAUUGAAACGUGUGAGAUCAGCACACAAUCAAGAACAGUUGCCCUUUUCCUUAUCCGUCCUCUUAAAGCUUAUUUCUACAGCUCUUACCAAUUCUCCCGAUCCUCAGUCCCUUUUUCCAAUGGAAUACAUGACUGUCCAUAAGAUUGAUGCAAAACAUAUCAGUAACAAUGUUCAAUAA
This is a messenger RNA of Macrobrachium nipponense, 1006 nucleotides long. Its product is annotated as VPS35 endosomal protein-sorting factor-like. Lineage: Eukaryota; Metazoa; Arthropoda; Malacostraca; Decapoda; Palaemonidae. The record is from RefSeq and is a predicted model, not a curated record. Bases 200 to 1006 code for a protein of 268 amino acids. Gene Ontology annotation, cellular component: endosome. The transcript has 8 exons. Gene Ontology annotation, biological process: endocytic recycling.